Messenger RNA from Saccoglossus kowalevskii, 1023 nucleotides. RefSeq names its product acetylserotonin O-methyltransferase-like. The record is from RefSeq and is a predicted model, not a curated record. Gene Ontology annotation, molecular function: O-methyltransferase activity; protein dimerization activity. Lineage: Eukaryota; Metazoa; Hemichordata; Enteropneusta; Harrimaniidae.
AUGGCAUCCAACUUGUACAAUUUGUUGAUGUCCUAUACGAAGACCCAAGUAUGCUUUACAGCUAUUGAGUUGACCUUGUUUGAUAUACUGGAAGGUGGACCCAGGAGUGUCAAACAAGUGUUAGAAAUGGUAGAGGCAGACGCCGACCGUAUAGAAUGCAUACUCAACGCGUGUGUUGGAAUGGGACUGUUGGAGAAAAUACAUAUGGCUAAUGUUGAUGGAGAUUGCCUAUUCCGCAAUACGCCCGUGUCGAAGAAAUAUCUGACUUCAUCAAGCCCGUUGUCAAUGCUUCCUAUUUUUAAUGGGGCCAGUCGAAUUGAUUACCAAUUGGUUGGCAACUUGACUCAUGCAGUGAGAGAAGGCAAAUCACAAAUACCGCGAGUGUAUGGCAGCCGCAAUUACUUCGACGAACUUUAUCGCGAUCCCAAUGAAAUGAAAGCAUUCAUGGCAGAAAUGCAUUCAACAAUAACCGUGCUUAUGCGUGAACUGGUAACUCUGUUCGAUUUGUCGCAUUACACAAAUGCGUGCGAUGUCGGUGGUUGUACCGGUGCAUUGGCUUACGCCUUCGCCGCCAAAUACCCCAAGAUGACGUUAGCGGUACUGGAUAUUCCUGACGUUAUUGCACUAGCAGGUCACUUCACGCCAAUCGACCCGAAGUCGGAAAGAGUAACAUUCAUAGCUUGCGAUUUCUUUGCUGGCCCGUUUCCGAACAGCGAUUUGUUCGUUUUAAGUAAUAUAUUACAUGACUGGUCUGACGAUCGUAUUGGGGGAAUUUUAACGAAGGCAUACAAUGCAUUGGAUUCUGGAGGUGCCAUACUUAUCAUAGAAGCUCUGUAUGAUGACGAUAAAACAGGUCCCAUCACAACAACUGCUCUUUGCAUGGUGAUGAUGGCAACUUUCGAUGGAGGGAAGCAGAGAAGCGCCCACGAAAUAACGCAGCUUCUGGAAAAGCAUGGAUUUGUUGACGUACAAGUGAAAAGAAGUGGUAUUGUCCACGAUGCAAUUUUGGCAAAGAAAAUGUGA